Messenger RNA from Tricharina praecox, 844 nucleotides. RefSeq lists its product as uncharacterized. The record is from RefSeq and is a predicted model, not a curated record. Bases 324 to 704 code for a protein of 126 amino acids. The transcript has 2 exons. NCBI's taxonomy places the organism in Eukaryota, Fungi, Ascomycota, Pezizomycetes, Pezizales, Pyronemataceae.
AGUACCUACUCUAGAGUACAACCACAGUAAUAUAGUAGGUAUCAUAUGUACUUGCAGACGAGUGAAAAAUGUUCUGGGGGCAUGGUUAGGCUUAGCAAUCUGGGCGCUCUCGUUGGAAAUCAUACCGGUAUCUCCCUUUGCCCAACAACCGCAAGAGAUGAAAGAGGAUCCAUAGAGUACCGUAGGAUCGGAGCACAUGGUUAAAAACCACUAUCCAGCCAGCAAGUACUGUAGGACCGCCAUUUCAGUAGUGUACCGUAGGGUGGCGGUGGUUCGUCUUGUAUGUAGGUAUGAUAGGUAGGUAAUGGUGAGCGUGAUAUGCCAUGACACCAAUCAUGCUGCCCUCCAAAGCUUUCUUCCGGGUCUGCUGGAUGGGCUGGCUGGCUCUUUCCCUCUUCUCGCGGCCGGUGACGGUUGGAGCGGAGACGGUGCAGCUGACGGGAUUCCCACCACCGAAAGCCACCCACAAUACGGUACUUUGUGCCGGCGUUGUUCGAAGGUGGGUGGGUAUCUGGCAAACUCGUAAGCAAAUGGUGCCGGUCCGUCACUGUCUCAUCCCGAAUGCCAUUGCCCAUGCUAUGCGCCAGUCGACUUCACUACGAUAUGAACGCUGGCCUGUGGUGGUGCUGCUGCUGUUGUGUUCGGGCACUCCGCUCCAAGUACUCGAUCCACCAUACCUACCCCGUGGACAGUUAAAAGUGUAAAAAAGGGGAGGGAGAGAGGGGAGCUGAACUUGGGAACAUGUAUGGCUAGCUUACUACCUGGGUAGUUCGGAUCCAACCAUACAUCCAUCAUCGUGGAGCACCGUGUGCAUCAUGCACGGCCGUGGUUGGGAGUUUUGUCG